Messenger RNA from Brassica napus (rape), 3149 nucleotides. RefSeq names its product two-component response regulator-like APRR7. NCBI's taxonomy places the organism in Eukaryota, Viridiplantae, Streptophyta, Magnoliopsida, Brassicales, Brassicaceae. The transcript is spliced from 4 exons. Gene Ontology annotation, cellular component: nucleus. The coding region runs from base 1948 to 2814 and encodes 288 amino acids. The record is from RefSeq and is a predicted model, not a curated record. Gene Ontology annotation, molecular function: protein binding. Gene Ontology annotation, biological process: regulation of flower development.
AUAUAUGAAAACGAGGGCUUGUCUGUCAAAUUCAUAUUUUUGUCCGCUAUAAAAACCAGCAGACCAAAUAAACUGGACCUUACGGCUCUCUCUCUCUCUUCCCUCUCUAACCCGUGAACCUUCAACCCUAAUCAGCUUGCGCCGUCUUCAGCCGGUGGCGGCUCCGGCGGAUUCGCUGCCUCCGUCGCCGGCUGUCUCUCCCUUCUCUAUCCUUUCUUUCUCCUUCCCUGUCUCGUCUCUUUCUCCCUCUUCUUAGCUUCGUCGAUAUACUUUCCGUUGUGGUUUCUCUCACUCCUCUCCGGCGUCGCUGCCCGGUGGUGAAGAUUCUGGAGCGGUGGUGAGGCGCGGCUGGGAGAGUGGAGCUUGGUGGCUCUUCCGUGGGUUUCCUUCGAGGCAUCGCUUAGAUCUGGCCAGAUCUGCUUUCAAUGGUGGUCGAUUUUGCUCCGGUGGUGGUGCUCCGGCCCUCAGUCGUCUCUUCCGGCGUCAGUUUGCGGUUGUUGAUGACAAGUGCCCUCGUUCUCGGUUUGGGGGUUCUCGUUUUUGAGAUUUCUCUUCAGAUCUAUCUUCUUCUCAUUACCAGUGAGAGUUUAUUGUAUCAGGAGUUGAUUUUGAAUCUCAGGCAAGUUCUCAGACAGUGGUGGUGAUUCUCUGCUGGCAGCUCUCCUUGCAGGUUGGUGUAGUGCUCCUUGUGGCUAGAAGGUGUCUCUGUCUAGCUUGUGAGAUAGGGCUGAGCUCUUCUUCUUGGCUAAAUCAGAAGUGGCGGUUUGGUGAAGCGGGUUGUUUGAGCUUCUCUUUGCGGAAAAGGUCAGACUCUGGUUCUCAGGGUCAGUCGCUCGUGCGGGUUAUUGUUGGCUUAGGUAUGUUGUAGUCGACCUUGGACUACAGUCCCGGUGAGGGCGAGUGUUGCUAGCACCUCUGCAGAUAGGGUGUGGUUCCGCGGAUUCUUUGCCCUGUGGUGUUAGCGUCCUUUUUUUUCGUUCAUAGUCUGGUGGUGGUGGCGGGUUAUCAGCCAGUGGUCUAUCCAAAUAAGAGUGGUUUGUGCUCGAAGUUGGGGUGUUGGUGGUUCCAGUGGGGGUCUUUGGGGUUUUUAGAGUUCUCAGGUGCCUGUGAGUUUCAGGAAGGAGGAGUAGAGGUGGCUGUUUUGCGGUGCUUGGUGUCCGGUGCUUCGACAGGCUCUGGUUCGUCGGUUCCGCCGUUUCGGUACGGCCCCAUUGUCGUCUAUUCUGAAUUUCAAGCUCUAGUUGGUAUCUGUGCAGUUGCAGGUGGUAGGACCUUUGUGGUAAGGCCAUUUUUUUUGGAGGCGAGUGCCUGGGGAAGCCAACUAUACCGGCUCGUGACUCAUGUUUUAACUGGCGCCUUCCUUUGGGGUUCGAUCUUGCGUGCUGCUCGCUCUUAGCAACCCUUACAAGUUCUUCCCGUGUGUUCUCUCUUCUACUUCUAGGUUCAGCUCAUUCUCGCGUUUUUCUUACUGUAAUUGUUGUUGUGUUGUAGUUUCUUUUUGGCGUUUGUCUUCUGCUACUAGUGUUUCUCUGUAACUUCUGUCACAAACUUUAAAAUGGUAAUGCAAUCUUAACAUGUUUACCAAAAAAAAAAUAAACUGGACCUGUCAUGGCUUGGUUCUGAUACCAGAAACUAAACCAAGAAAGAAAGAAAAACACUUUCUGGGAAAAAGUCCAAAUUUACAUUAAUUCUUUUCUUUUUGCCAUUUUUGGAUUCUGGUGAUUUUUCAAAAAUAAAGAUCACGAGUGUCACUUGUGCACUCUGUAACCGUUUCAUUUGGUCAAUUCAAUUACAGAAACAAACCAAAAAAGAAGACAGAACAUAACCCAAAAGAUUGAAGUGUUUUGCUUGCUGUCUUCUUCUUCUUCUUCGAUUGAAAAAAUCUAGAGUUUGUUUUCUUUUUUUUUGUAAACUAAAAAUCUAGAGUUUGUUAAGAAAAAAAAAAGAAUGGAUUCUGAGCUUUAUAUCGUUGAUGGGUCUUCAUCUUCUUCCUCAUUUUGCCACCAUUCAAGUAGUACUGAACCAGAUAUGUUUUCUUCCGACACAACAACAACAACAACAACAACAGAUCUCUUCUGCAACAAUCCUUAUCUUAAUCCUAUAGAUGAUCAGUCUCUCAAUUUCUUUGACAACUUUACCCCUACGACUCAUCAUCUCCUCUCUUCAUCUCCUCCACUCUCUCAACUCCAAACCCUUAACCUCUCCCACACUAACACUUUCCCCAGUUUCGAAAGCUUCGACGCCGUCAAAACAGAGCGUCCUCUGUUUAACUCUUCAGUCAUGGAAGAUUCAUCGAGUUUCCCGAAUCAGAAUCUCUUAGGCUCGCCUGAAAACUCCAUCCUCUCCGAUCACAUGCGACGUGUCUACAGCACUGGAGAUUUGCAGAAUCUGAGAAUGGAUACUACGGGACAACGAUCAUACUCGAGUCCUUUAGGUGUGGAGAACUCAUGGACGACGCCGUUUCCCGGAGAAGAACAGAGUUUGAAGGUGGGGCGUUACAGUGCGGAAGAACGUAAAGAGAAGAUUUCAAAGUAUAGAGCUAAACGAACACAAAGAAACUUCACCAAAACCAUUAAGUAUGCAUGCCGGAAAACGUUGGCGGACAACAGACCAAGAGUACGUGGCAGGUUUGCACGUAACGACGAAGUUUUAGAGAACCCCAAGAUUGCUUCUUCUUUCUCUAUACAAGAAGACGACGACCUUUGGAAUUUGGAUGGGUUGCAUGAGGAAGAAGAAGCUUUUAUGAGUAGCUUUGUGGAAUGUCAGUCUCAGCCUCAACGACAAAUGCAAUACACAACAACUUCCUUCUGGUGAAAGCAUAUCUGUCUGAAGAAAGAAGAGAUGAAUAUUAUAUUUUCCGACUUAAUUUAAUAUGGAAUGGAAUCGAAUCAAGUCAUAUAAUGGAUAUUUAUUUUUGAUUCUCACUUACAUCAAGAACAAAAACUAAUAUAUGACUCGAUUGUAUAGUACUGCACUAGAAUAAACAAUUCAUGUUCUUUACAAAACAAUAAUAAUAAUUACAAAAUAUGGAUUUAUUUUAGGAGAAUAAAAUAGUGGUUUAAGUUUAACUAGUCACUUAGUGAUAGUGGUGUUGUAGCUUUUUCAUCGUUUUACUUUUAUUAAUAUGGAAACUGUUUCUCAGUUGCCUU